Messenger RNA from Ambispora gerdemannii, 1872 nucleotides. The record is from the annotation of a GenBank genome assembly. Lineage: Eukaryota; Fungi; Glomeromycota; Glomeromycetes; Archaeosporales; Ambisporaceae.
GCAACUCAAGAACAACCACCACCGCCAGGACAAGUUCAAUUACCAGUGCCCACUCAGCCGCCGCCUCCGAGUCAAGUAACAACCUCAACAACUCCGGUGACAACAGCAGCAUCAACAGUAGCAACAUCCACGAACAUUGCUGCACCUGCACCAAUUUCAGUAAUUACACAGCCUCCUCCUCCAGGUCAAGCUACACCACCAACUUUACCAUCGACAAUAAAGCCUCCUCCUUCAGCAAAAGUAAAUGCCAACCCACCUUCAAUUCAAAUGCAACCACCACCUCCAGGUCAAUCUGCUCCUUCACAAGCACCUACUCAACCACCACCACCUGGGCUUGAAUCAAGAGCUACAGAAUUCCUAGCACAACUUCAACUCUUACCAAAAGCUGCGCUUGCCUUACAAGCCAGCAAAGCACAGACACUUGGAAACCAAUCGAUACAACCUUCUCAGACUCUAAAAAAGGUGGCGCCGCGCUCUCGCGAAGACCCACACAACCGUUAUUCCUGUUGUUACACGAGUGCAUAUAUCACUGGAUAUCUUUCGAAAAAAACAGAAGAGGAAACAACAGAGUUAUUUAGCGAUCGAAAGAAAUUGCAUGCUGAUUUAAAACUCUUUUGCAACGAGAUUGUUGUUCAAACAACAAGAGAUCGAAUUUUGCAAGAGUUGGAUGAAAAAGGGAAAGAGGUUAUAAAAGACAUUACGCCCGAGUCUGAAAAUUUUAAAGCGAAGUUCUUGGAAACUUUUACAUUGCACAAAAUCUUUACGGAUACGCUUGAAGAAGUCAAAUUCCAAAGUAACUCGGUUACUGUAUCCGAAAACGGGGGAUCAAAUCAAAAUACACCAUCACUAGAACUUUUAACAGUAUUUCGAUUAUGGGAACAACAUAAUAAAAAAGAUGUGGCAGUAAUGCAAAAUGUUUAUACUGACCAACCACGUCGUGGUAGAGGAGGUUAUAGCAGAGGAGGUUAUUGGCCACAACGUGGUGCACCUCCGAGACAUUCUCCAUAUCCACAACAAGGGGCACCUCGUCGACGUGAUUGGGGAGGAGGUAUUCGUGAUGAUCGAGAUUACAGAGAUCGACGACCAGAUGAUUAUCAUAGAGAUCGUCGUGAUGAAUAUCAACGUCGGGAUUAUGAUCGUAGACAAGAUUAUCGAGCUCCACCACCAGGACCACCCCCGUUUGGACGUGAAAGACCUCAAUUAGCUCGAAGAGAUGAUCAAUAUCAUCGACCAGGAGGAGCAUAUGAUGAUAGACGAAGAGAUACUAGUAAUAUGUAUGAUCGUAGACCUGAUGAUAAUAGACAUUCUAGAGAUUAUCGCGGCCCACCACCACAUCCCGGACCUAUUGUGCCACCACCUAAACCAUCACCAGCAAUUUAUGAAGCACCACCAAUGCCUCCCAAUCCACCUCCAGCCCCUCAAAUGCAACCAUCAUCACAAACAGGAUAUGAAUAUCAGCAAUACUCUUCAGAACAACAGCAAUUCCCUACAACUCCAACAGGAUACCAGCAAGACUACACUGGCCAGACUUAUGCUGGCUACUAUCCACAAUAUCCACAAGAUCACCAACUGAAUGGGCAAGCAGCAAAUCAAUACCAAUAUUCUCAAGCUGGAGCUGCUGCCGCAAAUACCACAGGCUGGGAUGCUGCGCAGAUGCAAACAGGCCAGUCUCACAUCACAUCAUUCGGAUGGAACCAACCAGGACGACAUACAGCAAUUCCAUUGCCCACAGACUUCAUGGCUGGCCCAAGUUCUGCACCGAGAUUGUCAAUGCCAGAACCGCAUGAAGUGCUCGGUGUGAUAAAAGGUGUGAUUAUUCGAGAUGCUCAAGGUAAUAUCGGGUUGAGUAAAUAUCAUUUCAGCACGAUGUAG